Acanthisitta chloris (rifleman) is the source of this 2027-nucleotide messenger RNA. Its product is annotated as collagen alpha-1(X) chain-like. Gene Ontology annotation, molecular function: protein binding. The record is from RefSeq and is a predicted model, not a curated record. Lineage: Eukaryota; Metazoa; Chordata; Aves; Passeriformes; Acanthisittidae.
GAAGAACUCCUCAGUAGAGGAGGAUUCACUACUCUACCACUCUGCAUUGGAGCUCCACAACAUUUUGGUACAGAUUUGGAAAGAUGCAUUUACAAAUAUCUUUACUGCUGCUGUUUUGUCUGAACAUUGUCCAUGGUAGUGAUGGAUAUUUUUCUGAGCGAUAUCAGAAACAAUCCAGCAUCAAGGGGCCACAUUUUCUACCAUUCAAUGUAAAGAGUCAAGGUGUGCAGGUAAGGGGGGAACAAGGACCCCCUGGUCCUCCAGGCCCUACUGGACCACGAGGACAACCAGGUCCUGCAGGAAAGCCAGGGUUUGGAAGUCCAGGUCCCCAAGGCCCCCCUGGUCCCCCAGGACCACCUGGAUUCUCUGCGGUUGGAAAGCCAGGUGUGCCAGGGCUCCCAGGAAAGCCAGGAGACAGAGGACUAAGUGGUGAGAAAGGAGAACCUGGACCUCUUGGGCUCCCAGGAGCAAGAGGACCACAAGGACCACCUGGCACGCCUGGACCUGCAGGACUGUCUGUCCCUGGUAAGCCAGGACCACAAGGCCCUCCAGGAGCUCAGGGUCCGAGGGGCCUCCCUGGUGAGAAGGGAGAGCCAGGUAUCCCUGGAAUAAGUGGACAGAAAGGAGAAAGUGGAUUUGGCAUUCCAGGCCGCCCAGGUGGCAGAGGUCUUCCAGGCCCACAGGGACCUCGGGGCCUCCCUGGUCCGGCUGGGGUUGGGAAGCCUGGUGAGAAUGGUCUUCCAGGUCAGCCAGGUCUGAAAGGUGACCGAGGCUUUCCAGGUGCACCCGGAGCAGCUGGUCUCCCAGGUCCCCAGGGUCCCCCAGGCGAACCUGGAGAAGCUGGCAUUGGCAAGCCUGGACCGAUGGGACCCCCAGGAGCAGCAGGCAUCCCUGGAGCCAAGGGACAUCCCGGACCCGCAGGCUUGCCCGGAUCCCCAGGUCUCCCAGGUUUUGGAAAGCCAGGAUUGCCAGGGAUGAAGGGACACAGAGGGCCGGAAGGUCCUGCUGGCCUCCCUGGACCCAAAGGAGACCAAGGCCCAGCGGGUGUGCCAGGAGAGCCGGGGCCGCCCGGGCCGCCCGGGAGCAUGGGUCCCCAUGGACUCAAGGGUUUGCCUGGGGAGAACGGCCUGCCCGGGCCCAAAGGCGACAUGGGCCCUGGUGUUGCUGGUCCCAAGGGACACCCAGGUUUCCCGGGCGCGAAAGGUGACAUUGGCCACGCUGGGCUCCCCGGGCUGCCUGGUCCAAUGGGUCCACAGGGACCCAAGGGAGUGCCAGGGAUCAACGGCGAGCCAGGCGCCAGAGGGCCUUCAGGAAUACCUGGGAUCAGAGGCCCCAUUGGCCCCCCUGGCCUGCCAGGAGCCCCCGGUGCCAAAGGCGAGCCAGGAGCACCAGGACUGCCGGGACCGGCAGGCAUUUCUAAAUUGAGCGGCCCCAUGGGACCCCCCGGACCCCCUGGCCCAAAAGGCAGCAGUGGUGAGCCAGGCUUGCCAGGACCCCCAGGGCCCCCCGGUCCUCCUGGUCAAGCUGCAAUCCCACAGAUGCCCGAAGGCUACGUUAAAGCAGGAGAGUCUCGGGAGCUGUCGGGAAUGUCUUUCAUAAAAGGAGGAGUAAACCAAGCUCUUACAGGGAUGCCAGUGUCUGCUUUCAGUGUCAUCCUCUCGAAAGCCUACCCUGCAGCCACAGUCCCCAUCAAGUUUGAUAAAAUCUUGUACAAUAGGCAGCAACACUAUGACCCCAGAACAGGCAUCUUCACCUGCAGGACCCCUGGACUGUACUAUUUCUCCUACCAUGUACACUCAAAAGGAACAAACGUUUGGGUUGCACUCUACAAAAAUGGUUCCCCACUCAUGUACACCUAUGAUGAGUACAAGAAAGGAUACCUUGACCAGGCUUCUGGCAGUGCUGUCAUUGAUCUCAUGGAGAAUGACCAAGUAUGGCUCCAACUGCCCAACUCAGAAUCUAAUGGUCUCUACUCCUCUGACUAUGUUCACUCUUCUUUCUCAGGUUUCCUGUUUGCUCAUAUCUAA